AUUUGUUUUUAAUUAAUUUUAUGAUAAGUGGAGAGCUAUAUUUGUGCUAUGACAUAAGUUUUUUUGUUCUAGAACAUUUGUUUUUCACUUUGUUAAACAUCACAUGUCGAACAAAUGCUUAUGUUCUUAUUUGACUUUUUCUGUUAAAGAUUAUAGCUCGGAAAGUCUGACCACUUCCUUUGCCUUAUUUUUCUCAAAACAUAUAGACAGAAUGACACCCAAAAAUCUCUUUUUACUCAUUCUAUUUUUCUCUGAUUUUAUAAUGGAGAUUUUUAGAUGGAAUCCACAGGAUGAACUAGUUAUAAAGGCACCUAAGAAAUCUCCAAUGGUAUUGAGAAUGGUGGUUUUACUUUUCGCUAUGGUUUGUGGAGUUUACAUUUGUUUAAUUUGCUUAAGACAACAAACAAGCAGUAGCAGUAAAAUCAGACUUCUAAAUGUCCGAGUGAAUGACGAGGAGCAGCAUUGUCGUGCUAAUGGAAUCGAAAAAUGGGAAACUCCGCCUGUGCAUUUCCCAAAACCUAAAACCUUCAGCAGAGAGGAAUGCGUGUGCAAUCCAGUACGGUUCUUUGCAAUCUUGUCGAUGCAGAGAUCCGGGAGCGGAUGGUUCGAGACAUUGUUAAAUAGUCAUAUGAAUGUGAGCUCAAAUGGAGAAAUCUUUUCAAAAGAGAGGAGAAGAAAUGUUUCAACAAUUAUAAAUACAUUGGAUAAAGUAUACAAUCUUGACUUCUUCACUAGUGCAUCCAAGAAUGAGUGCACCGCAGCGGUAGGGUUCAAAUGGAUGCUUAAUCAGGGAGUGAUGCAGCACCCCAAAGAGAUAGUAGAGUAUUUCGAUGAAAGAGGUGUCUCUGCAAUAUUUCUCUUCCGAAGGAAUCUACUCCGCAGAAUGAUUUCUGUGCUUGCUAAUGUCUAUGACAGUCAGGCUAAGCUGUUGAAUGGAACCCACAAGUCUCAUGUGCAUUCGUCAAAAGACGCUCAAAUACUAGCAAAAUACAAGCCUAAAGUCAAUGCCUCAAUACUGGUACACAAUCUGAAGCAAGCAGAGAAGACAACUACCAGGGCUUUGGAAUACUUUAAGAGCACUCGCCACAUUGUUCUAUACUACGAGGAUAUAGUCAACAACCGAACUAAACUUGUUGACGUUCAAGAUUUUCUGAGGCUGCCAUAUCGAGAGCUUACAAGUCGGCAGGUUAAGAUCCACAGCGGGCCUUUAUCAAAGCAAAUUGACAACUGGGGUGGUGUCCAAAAAGCACUUGAGGGAACAUCAUACGAGCACUUCCUCCAUGUUGACUACCAAUUGUAGCGUUUUUUACUUCAGCACAGCAAUUGGAUUGACGUAAAUAACAGCCUUAGAAUCAAUUUUUGCUACGAGAAGUGAAAGCUCUUACAAUUUUGACAGCAGAGGAAGAAGCAUCUCAUGCUGCCACAUUAAUUUGCUUUUUCCAUUUUUUUCAUAUUCUCAUUUAUACACCAUUCAUUUGAGCACUACCCAUUUUUCUCAUGUUGCCCUAGGCUUCUUCCUGUACAUUUCUGCUCAUCAAUGUGAAUUAAGCCGCAGUUUUUUUUUUAUGUCAAUUAAUUUACCCAGAUUGUAAGCCAAAGAAAAUGAUGAUGGGGUCAACGAAUUACCAAUUUUUUUAGGGCAAACAAGUCUGAAUGUUGAUUGAUAAUUGUACAAUUGCUUUUCUUAUUUUA
Messenger RNA from Camellia sinensis, 1692 nucleotides. The record is from RefSeq and is a predicted model, not a curated record. Lineage: Eukaryota; Viridiplantae; Streptophyta; Magnoliopsida; Ericales; Theaceae.